This is a messenger RNA of Trifolium pratense (red clover), 1969 nucleotides long. Its product is annotated as WD repeat-containing protein WRAP73. The record is from RefSeq and is a predicted model, not a curated record. Gene Ontology annotation, molecular function: protein binding. The coding region runs from base 187 to 1641 and encodes 484 amino acids. Gene Ontology annotation, biological process: protein localization to mitotic spindle pole body; mitotic sister chromatid segregation; microtubule anchoring at mitotic spindle pole body. Lineage: Eukaryota; Viridiplantae; Streptophyta; Magnoliopsida; Fabales; Fabaceae. Gene Ontology annotation, cellular component: mitotic spindle; MWP complex; microtubule organizing center. The transcript has 5 exons.
AUUGGAAUUUGGAAGAAUUUGAAAAUGUUUGUUUGUUGUAUGAAAAGAAUGAAACAAAAAGGUUCCACCAUUCCAGAUCUACUCUCUGUCUCUUCUUGAAUUGAACCACCACGUUCUGCCCCAUCACGAGUGUGGACGGUGGUGGUGGUUACUAUUAUCUUUUGAAACUUGAAUUGAAUUGAAUUGAUGGAGUUCACUGAAUCUUACAAGCAAACUGGUCCUUCUUCUUUCUCUCCCAAUGCUCGUUUCUUAGCCGUCGCCGUCGAUUAUCGCCUCGUCAUUCGUGACACCUUCUCUUUUAAGGUUGUGCAAUUGUUUUCAUGCUUGGACAAGAUUAGCUAUAUUGAAUGGGCCCGUGAUUCUGAGUACAUUCUUUGUGGUCUCUAUAAAAAGCCAAUGAUACAGGCUUGGUCACUGACCCAGCCAGAGUGGACAUGCAAGAUAGAUGAAGGUCCUGCCGGUAUUGCAUAUGCUAGAUGGAGCCCAGAUAGCCGUCACAUACUUACCACAUCAGAUUUUCAGUUGCGUUUAACAGUUUGGUCAUUGGUAAACACAGCUUGUGUGCAUUUGCAGCUUCCAAAGCAUGCUUCCAAGGGUGUUUCCUUCACAAGAGAUGGAAAAUUUGCAGCGAUUUGUACAAGGCGUGAUUGCAAGGACUAUAUAAAUUUGUUAUCUUGUCACACAUGGGAAAUAAUGGGCAUGUUUGCUGUUGAUACUCUAGACUUGGCUGAUGUCGAAUGGUCACCUGAUGAUAGUUCUAUAGUGAUAUGGGAUUCACCACUUGAUUACAAGGUUCUAAUCUAUUCUCCAGACGGAAGGUGUCUUUUCAAGUAUCAAGCAUAUGAAAGCGGAUUAGGAGUUAAAAGUGUGUCGUGGUCUCCCUGUGGUCAGUAUCUGGCAGUGGGCAGUUAUGACCAGAUGCUGCGAGUCCUGCAUCAUUUAACUUGGAAGACAUUUGCAGAGUUUAUGCACCCAUAUGCAGUCCGUGGUCCUUGUUAUGCCGCUGUUUUCAAAGUAUUCCUUUUUGACACUUUUAUUGUUGAUGGUGUUGCAGUGUAUGAAACUUUAUUCACCAUGCCCUUGAAAUUGCAGGAAGUAGAUGAGCCUCUGCAACUUGAUAUGUCAGAACUAUGUUUGAGUGAUGAUUUUUCUCAAGGGAAUGAUGAUUCUCCAGAACGACCCUUUAGAGUUAGGUAUGAAGUUAUGGAAGUUCCAAUCAAUUUACCAUUUCAGAAGCCUCCUGCCGAGAAACCUAACCCCAAACAAGGAAUCGGCUUUUCGUCAUGGAGCAAUGAUAGCCAAUACAUAUGUACUCGCAACGACAGUAUGCCUACAGUACUUUGGGUAUGGAAUAUUCGACAACUUGAGCUGACUGCAAUCUUAGUGCAAAAGGACCCUAUCAGAGUGGCAGCUUGGGACCCAACAUGCACUCGCCUUGUUUUUUGCACCGGAAGUACACACUUGUACAUGUGGACUCCAUCGGGUGCCUUUUGUGUUCAUGUACCUCUACCACAAUUUUCGAUUAUAGACCUGAAAUGGAAUUCUGAUGGCAGUUGUCUACUUCUUAAGGAUAAGGACACAUUCUGUUGUGCUGCUGUACCCUUAUUACCAGAAUCUAGUGAAUACAGCUCAGAUGAAUGAUGCUUACAUGGGACUAAAAACUUUUAUGGUAAAUAUGGGCAAGCUAUCUUUAUCUUUGUCUCUGCAUCUGGUAGAUAAGUGUAUCUGAGGUUUAAGAUAUUAUAAAAACCUGCAGAUGUAAAUUCAAAUUCCAUGACAGUCUCUCUUGUUGGGUAGGAUAUGCUGAUGAAUACAUUUUCCAUAGGGGAAAUAGAGCAAUGCUAUGUUGCGGGGAGUUUCUCUUGGUGAAACCUUUUGUCAUGCAUUUGGAAAAAUUCAAAAGGCUGUCUCAGCCACCUUGUUGUAUGAGCAUGUAUUAUACUAGGGUAAUUUUAUCUUAUUUGUAACA